This is a messenger RNA of Fopius arisanus, 4039 nucleotides long. It is a transcript of the gene wde, whose product is annotated as activating transcription factor 7-interacting protein 1. Bases 336 to 3635 code for a protein of 1099 amino acids. Gene Ontology annotation, molecular function: protein binding; transcription coregulator activity. The transcript is spliced from 11 exons. The record is from RefSeq and is a predicted model, not a curated record. Gene Ontology annotation, cellular component: nucleus; transcription regulator complex. Lineage: Eukaryota; Metazoa; Arthropoda; Insecta; Hymenoptera; Braconidae. Gene Ontology annotation, biological process: regulation of DNA-templated transcription.
GUAACCCACCAAUCGUCAAUGAUUGAUCGGUUUAAUAAUGGAUAAAUAGCUGGAUUUUGUCAAAGUUGGAUCGAAAUGGAUCCCUUUUGGUGUACAUACUGCCGCCAUGUUCGUGACUUCGUGGAUGAUCGGCAAUGUCCGGAGCUCGUAACCCGGGGCCUGGGGUUCACUGUUUAACGUCCGUCGUGUUGGAAUAUCGUCGAUAUCAGCUUAACAUACCUACAAUCCGCCAUUACUGUUUAUCGAGGGAUUCGCCAUUGAACAAUUCAUGGAGUUGUUGAUAAUAAGACCGACGAUACGGUGGCCAUUAGCUAAAAAUUGUAUGUAUUGAGCCGAUGAUGGAAUCAGUGAAGGCACAAUCAAUGCCAAUUACUGAAACAAAACAACUGUGCACGACACCCGAGGAAAAUGGACUCGAGGAGAUAUCCACGCAACUGGAGAAUGAACUCCUGUAUGGUGGUGGUGAUGAUGGUGAGACCCUCUCUGAUGAUGCACUGUCGGAAGACAGUUAUCGUUUGAGGGUUUCCGAUGAUGAUAAUGUUGAAGACAAGAUCGAGACUUCCAAAACCGUGAAAAAUAAUGGAGACAGUGUAGACAAGACUGAACUGACGGAAUCAACUCCGGACGUUCUCGAAACUAACGGUAAAUUGCAACUAGAUAUUAUAAAUGGGGAUAAAGGUGAUAUGCGCGAAAAAAAUGCCGAGGAUUUCACCGACGACUUUCAUGUAGAUCAAGAUAAUUUUAGCAAAGACGAAUUUGAUGUCAGUCUGGACAAAUAUUCUGACUCGAAGACUGGAAAAUAUUCGGAAUCGUCCACGAGCCAGACGAAAAAAAUAAUUUCAGUUAAAUCUCUGGAUGAACUCAGCGAUAUCAGUUCUGACAGUGAUAACCAGGAUUACGAUGAGCCCAAGCAUAAUGAUAAAGUUGAAGAACUAGAAACUCCUAGAAUCACUCCAGUUCUGAAAGACUCGGAAUCCGAUAGUCUCGAGCUAGAUUUAAACGAUAAAACCGAUGAUAAUGUAAAUGAAACAAUUGACUCUGAAACCGUCCCUGCGCCCCCGAAUGCCGAAAGCAAUUGCGCAAUACCUGAGGAUAACAUUGAAGAUGAUGAUAAUGAUAUAUUGAUGAAUGAAGAAGUGGAAAAAAAUUCGAAAUCAGAAUCUACUGAGAAAGAUAUUCGUCAGAUUGACAAUUCGGAUGCUGGGCCCCUGCCUGAUGAAUCAGGUGGGACUGCCAGCAAAUCUCAACCCCCAGUGGACCCAGAAGAACCGAAAAACAAAUCCCGUGGUCAUGAUAUUGCUCCAGAUAAGGAGAAAAAUAAAACUGGAGCGAUCCCUGCAUCGUCUGAAUGUAGGAACACAGUUUCUGGCACUGACAUCAAAACCGCUCAGAGUUCUAGUAAAAAAAAUGAUGAUCAAACCGGAAGUAAACGACGGUUGAGCUCCUCCGAGACCGACAACACUCCAAAAAAAAUAUCGUGCAUUGACACAGAAAAGCUACAGGCGACAGAGAAAUCGAAAACUUCUGAGAAGAGUCUUGAGGUGCCAGAAAAGUCAGGGGAGAAUGAAAAAAUUGAGGCUCACCAUGCCAUUCUGAAGUCUCUCCUUGCACCCUGCAAGAAGUCCAAGUCCACUGAUGAAAUCAUCGACAUUGAUGAUGACAAUACGAUCGAUUCAAUGAGCAGUGGAGUCUCCGUCAGUGUAAAUGAUAAUCCACCAGUUACAGAAAGCGUAACGGAAAAAGCAAAACCGAAUAGUGAAGUCAAAGAGACAAUCAGUGAAAAUCUCGAUGAUUCUAGAACUCGUAAAAAACGAAGACUUCGAGGUGAUUCACAGCUUAUGCCAGCUAAGGAUGUUAUAACAAGAGCUAAACGCGAGGCAGCGCAGAAGGCCGAAUUAACAGUCAGAAAGAACAUUGUAACGUUGAACAAUGAUUCUGACUCAGACUCUGAAGAUUCAAGCUCAAUGGUACCUUACACCCCGAAACAAAGAGCGACAUCACCAUCAUCACUCAAACGUAACAUGGAGAGUGAUGAGCGAGUGGAUCUAUCCAUUUCCAAGAAAUUAAAGACUGAUAAUGAAAAUGAUAAUGCUCAAACCAAUGCUAAUACCAAGGCAGAGGCCAAGAAAACGUUUAACAGUGUUCGCAAGUUCUUUUUGAGGGACAACAAGAAGAGGCUGAAGAAGCUGACGCAGGAGGAACUUGAGGAGCUCUUCAUUCAAAAAAUCGUCGAGACAAUAACAAUGAGAGAGGAGAUCGGCAGGCUUCGUGAGAAAGCGAAAAUAUCAGAGCGCAAUCAGGAAGCAACACGAUUGAAGUGCCAGCAGUUGUCGAAGCAGAUCAAUGAUUUUGAGAUGGUGUUGAAUCGUUUCAGUGCAGACAGACGUAACAGUAUCCUCCACACUCCAACACCGAUUAAGAUAAAUCGAUCUGUCGGACUGCAGGUCAACUUUUUGACAGACAUUGGAGUACAGAAUUUGAGGCAGUUGCAAGCAGCAGGAAAGGGGGUGCAUCCGAAGGUGACACCAAAGUCCACAAUUAAUGGGAUGACACCACCACAGGCUGAGGACAUCAAUGCCAGAAGAGGGAUAAAAAUUCGAUCACCAAGGAGGACAGAUGUGCCAGUAGUUGCCCCUGUGGGUGCACCUGUUCACACAGCCCUCCAGGCUCAGCCUCUCAUCUCCACGGUGACACCAUCAUCGAUUUCCCUGUCAAAACCUGUUGACACUCGUACAACAGCAAGCACUGGCCAGCCAAUUCACCACGUCGUCAUCAAUGGCGUUACAAAUUCAAUCACAAGAACGACUAAAGUUCUCACACCCAACAAGACCAAUCCAAAUGCUCUGAUCGAUCUUACUGGUGAAGAGGAGAAGAAGAACUCUCUACCACCACCUCUCACUGCCAUCAUCACAACCACUGCUGGUCCCAAUCAUGUUACCAAGGUACAGGGAAGAUAUCAGAGGGUAAUCAGUACCACUGGUAUCACUCUACCCCAGAAUGCCAUUAGAGUUGUUCAGCCUGCUGGCCAACCAACACCCACUGCCCUAGUGAAUAACAUGAGCAAUGUUGGUGGCGCCCCCAGGUUCGUCGUCAUGCAGCCAGGGAGGCAAAUUGUCGUUGCCAAUAACAAUAAUCAAAUCAGAGCCACUGCAGGAAAUACCAGGGCACCAAUAUCCAACAUAACGUAUACCUCUGUUCCCACCAUCAGCAAUGGCACCGUCAGGGUCGUGCCAACGUCGGGCACCACUGUUCAACUUUACAAGGUAACUCAUCCCGCACCUCUUCCAGACUCUGUCACCUACAAGCACGAUCCUUCCUUGAAGUUGCCACCACCAGCGCCUUCCCUCAAGAUAUCCAAAGUUCAACAUGGAAUUGUACUCUCUUGGAAUAUGCCACUGUCUGAAAAAUACGCGGAUAUUGCCAGUUAUCAGCUUUAUGCGUACCAGGAGAUUGCUGGAAUAGCUCCAAACUCCUCCAACUGGAAGAAAGUUGGUGAUGUCAGGGCUCUACCCCUUCCCAUGGCGUGCACACUGACUCAGUUCUCAGAAGGCAACAACUACUACUUCGCUGUGAGAGCAGUUGAUACACAUUCCAGAUAUGGACAGUACAGUCAGCCUGGCAACAUUUCCCUGUAAUUAAUAACAGUAAAAUAACGAUUGUUUGAGAUAAAAUAUUCUUGUUUUUACAUCUGGAGAAUUUGUUAUUUUUCAAGGUGAGAAUACCCUAGGUCUUGAUCAAUCGCCCUACAAUAGGCCUUUUGUAUUUUAGUUUUUGCGAAUGUAAAUCGGAUAUUUGAGAUUAAUCUGUGUUCAAAUCUAGACGUUUUAUCGUUUGUUUAAUCGUGCAGUUGAGCUUCAAUAAUUUCAUCAGAGAACUAUGUGAUAAAAAUCAAGAUUUCUUCAUUAUACUUAAUUCUUGAUAAGUCGUAAUUUAUUUGUCGGUAUAUGUUUUUAAGGUGCGUUCACCCGAGGGGAACGGGCAAGAAAUUGAAUUUUAAUUUAUAAUUUUUAGUGAAUUAAAUAUAAGUUGUUUGAUACAA